AUGGAAAUCUCAGAAGAUACAAAUUCUGUCAUUACAAUGUUUGUGGAUGCAGAUCAACUCACGUUUCUGUACUCGAAAAGUAUGGCUGAAAUAACCAGCGCUCAAGUAUCAACUUUUCAAUCCUUAUCUAAGGAAGGAGAGUUAAAAGUUACCAUCAAAAACAUCGGAACUUCAUUAUGCUCAUAUGUCAUCUCCAUCUCGAAAUGUAGCAGCAAUAUUUUGCCAACAGUAGAACAAAGAAUAGAGCUACAUCAGUCCGAAGAAAGCAGUAUCAACUUUCCAAUAAGGACUAGUACUGAACUUGCAGCAUCGAACGAAUGUACUGUCUCUCUUAUGUACAGUGAUGGAGAAAAAAUUAAGGACCUCCUUGUGAAGUUUGAUUCAAAGGAUGCAUUCCAGAAGGCCAUUGAUGGGUCAAUCGACCAGACAGGAAAAGUGCAAACAGAAGGUGACAAUUCAGCAAAUCAAUGCAAAUGUGGUUCUCCCUUCGAUGUCAUUUGCAUUGUCUUACACAGUUGCAUUGAUUACAUCAUUGGAUGGGUUGCUGCCAUUGUUGGCAUUAUUGCCAUUCCAAUUGUUUUCGUUUUCAUGUGGCGUUGUGGUCUCUUUGGUCUUCUCUUCCAAUCUUGUAAAUGUUGUGCCUGUUGUUGCUCUCUUCUUCCAAAAGGUAUUAUGAAAUGCCUAAUUUCACCUUACAAGAAGAAGAAAAAUCGAUCCAAGAAGAAAUCCAAAAAGAGAACAAGUCAUUCCUCAGAGAGUAGUGAUGGUGAAAGUAAAUCAAAAAAGAAAAAGAAGAAAAAGCAACGAAGGAAUAGAUAUAGAAAUUCAAUGAGAAUGAUGAAUGAUGGUGAUCAUGCAUUAUGGACCUAUUACAAUCCUUCUUCUUCUUCCUUUAUGAAGACACAACAAAUGUAUGGAAAACAUUUGAAACCAAAUCCAUCGUAUGAAAUGAUAGAAAAUGAAUGUUACGAACCUGUGGCUAGAUAUUACAAGUAG
This is a messenger RNA of Naegleria fowleri, 996 nucleotides long. RefSeq lists its product as uncharacterized. The record is from RefSeq and is a predicted model, not a curated record. The transcript has a single exon. NCBI's taxonomy places the organism in Eukaryota, Heterolobosea, Eutetramitea, Acrasida, Naegleriidae. The coding region runs from base 1 to 996 and encodes 331 amino acids.